AAAAUCUUUUUUUCAUUUUUUUAAUUUUUAUUUUAUUUAUUUUUAUUUAUUUUUGUUUGUUUAUUUAAUUUUAAACCAAGGGUAUUAGGGAUAUUUUACCCUUUAAUGAAUGUCAUUUCUGUGACUUUCUCCUUCUAGUGCUAUUUUUGAGACAUAAACUUCAAAAUGUGCUAUUAUUGACAAUUGCCCAAUUUACAAUGAAAUAUGACAUUUUUAAAGUUAUUAGUGCUCAACUUAAAAAAUGAUAUUUGAUGUUUAUAUCUUGCACCAGUCCAAUAUUGGACACAAAGUGCAGGUAAAAAUAGUGAUUUUUUUUUCAAAAUCAACCAAAAAUAAUAAUUGGGUAUCAAAAUUAAGGGAAAUCAAUCUCUCAGUAUAACUAAAACUAGAACUUGAUUCGCGCUCUCGCACAGAUAUUUGAUUUAACUUGUGUUCAACGUAAAUUCAUAAAACGCUGAUUUUAUAAAAACUCUCAUGUAUAUUUUUAUGUUUUGUAAUUUACAUAUAUAGUAGAAUAUAUUAUUUUAUAUAGAUGUUUGCUAAUAUUUUUUUAUGUGUACAUAAUAUUAUAUUAUAAAUUUUAUAAAUUUAUGCAAUUUGAUGUAAUAUAGAAAAAUGUCAUCUCUCUUUAAUACAUGUUAUUUAGUUAAUAUUCGUAAAAUAUUAAUAAUGGUUAAUAUAUGAAUAUCGAUUUGGUUAGAUAUAUAUUGAUAUAUCUGUAAAUAAAAAGAAAUACAAAAAGAAAGUAAUUAAUUAAUUUAUUGUAAAUGCAAUAGAUAAAUGUGUAAAUAAAAGAAAGUACUAAAAAUACUGAUAUCCAUGUUUUCAAACAAUUUCCAUUUAUAUUGAUAUCCAUGUUUCCAAACAAUUUUCAUUUAUACUCCUAUCCAUGUUUUCAAACAGUACAAAAAAUACUCCAGUUUUAAUAAUAUAGAUAAAAAUCUUACUUUUGUAGAUAAUUGUUGCCAAUAUCUCUUGUAGUUUUAAAGUUCUUCUCUUAUGUUAAUUUUUUUUUUUCAUUUUCAGUGUCAUAUUUACUUAAAAAAAUUAUUUUGGACAACAACUACAACAUUUGGUGACACAUCAAAAGAAAAAUAAAAUAAAGGGUGUAUACUGAUCCAAAAGUAAACAACUCUAAUAUCACAACAUUUUUGAUAGAUUAAGAAAAUAUAUAUACCAAAAAAGAAGACUAAUCUAAGGUUGAGUCUUGAUCUAGAUUAUAGACAUAAGUUCAUUUUUAAUUUCAAAUAUGAAGUUUUUUCAUAUUUUUUACUUACAUUUUGGUCUUUACAAUUACACUUCACAUUUAUUAUUCUUAAAUAUGUUGUCGUUUAUUUUUUAGUCCUUAAAAAUGAUAUUUUAUAAAUAUUUCAAAUUUAUUUUUAUAAAUUAAUUUUUACACAUAAAAUUAAACAAAUAUUUAAAAUAAGAUUUAAUAUUUAAAACUAGAUUUAAAAAUAACAAUAUUACAAAAAAAACUUAAGAAUUUUUUUAAAAAAUUAUAUAAAUACAUAAUUAUUACACAAAUUUAAAUAUUACAACAACAGUAAUGGUCAUUUAAAUUUGAUCUGAAACCUCCAAAUUAUCAAAAUAUUGACCAAACAAAUUUUCUAUAACCGAAGAUGGUUGUUGUUAUUGUUGUUCUUAACGGUUUUUCGUACCAUUAUAUCUUCUUUCUUGUUCAGAUCGAAUAUAUUCAAAAUAGGAAAACCUACAACAAUUGAAUGCAUAAAAAAAUUUUGCCGAAGAAUUGUGGAAGUGUUUUCAGAAUGGUAUCUCAGCUCACCGACAUCAGAAGACGUUGCAAGGCUUCUCAAUAUUAGCCAAAAACGUGGAUUUCCUUGAAUGUUGGAAGUGAAAAAAUUGUCCAAGUGUAUGGGCGUGACAAUUUGCAGACUGUAUCACUUUUCCAGUUAAUUACAUUAUUCAAAUAAAAGAAUAUAACAUGUAUUAUUAUUUAGUUUAUGGUAUUUAUCCAGAAUACUCAAUUCUUGUUCAAACAAUAAGAAUUCUCCAAGGUAAAAAAGGAACUUUUGCAGAAAAAAACAAGAAACAUGUCGAGAAGAUAUUGAACAGGCAUUUGGAGUCAUGCAAUCCAAAUUUUCUAUCAUAGCAGGAUCAUCUCGUUACUGGAAGAAGGAUGCAUUGCAUGAUAUAAUCACGACAUGCAUUAUAAUGCAUAACAUGAUAAUUGAGGAUGAAGUGAUAUUAAUGCACCGACAAGAGAUAUAAGAUCAGUAAUGUGAGCAACCGUUAAAAUAACGAAAACAAUAAAGAUAUUGCUUUCAACAAUUUUUAACUUGUAAUCUACAAAUUAAAAAUAUAAGAGUCAUUUUUUAGACCAAUACACGUCAUCUUAGCUACGUCGCUUUUUAGACCAAUUAAAUUAUAAUGUUUUCACUUUACCGUGUUCUCAAUUAACAAUAAGAUUGGUCAACGUAAUCCGCCUUUUUCAUAAGUUAUGAAAUAAAAUAUUCUCUAAUAAAUUCCAAAACAUAUUAUGAUUAUAAGAAAAUAUCAUUUUGGAAUAUUUUGUUAGUAAAGGUAUAUUUGAAUUUUUUUUGUUAAAAAAGAGAAAGUCUUGAGAGUAUCUUGCAUCAUGAUUUUGAUUGAAAAAUCUUACUAUAUAUAUUUAAAUAUUAAAUGCAUGAUAUUAGGAAAAAAUAAUUCGUAAGUUGACUGUAACUAAUUUUUUUUUGACAAAUCUUACUAUAGAUAUUUAAAUAUCAAAUAUAGAUAACAAAUGAAGAAAAAAUCUAUGGAGUAGAUUGCAACAAUUGUUUUUUUUUCACUGAAUCAAUUACUUGUGGACAAAGUUCGACCCUUAAGAAAGGGGAAUAUAACAAACCAUAAGAAAUUGUUUUGUUGGCAAAUCUUACUAGAUAAUUAAAUAGUAAAUAGAUUCUUUUGUAUUAACAAACUGAUCAUAAAUGCUACAAAGAUCACAUUGUAAAUUUAUAAUACACUGAUAGAAUUGUGCAAACUAUAAUUUAUGAAUAUAAUAUAUGUACAUCAUAUAUACAAUUUAGAAUAUUACUCUCUCUGUUUCAUAAUAGAUGAUAUUUGAGAAAAUGUUUGUUGUUUCAAAAUAGAUGAUAUUUUAAUAUUUUAUAUUACUUUUAACUUUAUUGAAAACUGUGUAAACCAGUUAGAUUUUAUAGUCAUUUUUAUAAUUGGUUGAAUGAUUUUUAAAUUAUAUUUUUAAAAUCACUUUUUAGAAAAAGUUAAAUUUCUUAAUAUUUGUGCAUCAAGGUAAAACAUCAUGUAUUAUGAAACAUAGAUAAUAUAAAUUAUAUGAUAAAUAUUUAUCAAAUAGUAAAACAGAGGGAAUAUUGAUUAUGUGAUAAAUAUUUAUCAAAUAGUAAUACUAAACAUUAUAAUAUAAGUUUACUGACUAACUAAUUAUAAUAUAAAUUUAUUGAUUAACUAAUAUGACAUAAAAAUAUACAGUUCAUAUAAAUUUGUUAUAUUUAUCAUGUAUAUACUUUAUAAUAUGAUAAAAUUGUAUAUAUUUAUAUAUUUUAUUUGACAUAAACUUUAUAGUUCAUAUAAAUUUGAUAUAUUAUAUAUAUACUUAAUUAUUUAAUAAAAUUGUUCACAUUUCACUCAUUAAUGCAUGUUAUCUUAGCUAUUUCACAUUUUCUAUCAAUCAAAUUAUAAUGUUUUCAUUUCAAAAUGUUAUUAAUUUCAAUUAAUAAUAUGCUGAGGAGAGUUGUAUUAACAUUUCUCAAGAUCCUUAUACUUUAAGGACGAGAUAAGUUCAGUAUGCAGAUUUUCACCUUCAUGAGAUCAGUUCUAUAAACAAAGAUGAGAUCUCCUAAUUAAUACCAUGUUAUUUAAUAUGCAGAAUUUAAACACAAGAAAAUCAUACACGAAUAAAAAGAAGAUAAUGGUAAGUGGUGAAAAGUUCUACUUUAUUAUUUACAACAAAAAAAAAACAGUUCUACUUUACUGAAAAGAUUAAAUUUUAUAUAUUAAGUAAUUUAAUUUGCUGACCAGAAGAUAAGGUAAGUAAAUAUAAUGGGUGAAAUUUUGUUGACCAGAAAAUACUAAACCCAAAUUGAGCGAUUAGAAAAUAGCCGAAAUUAAACAGAUAAAACUAAGAAUAAUAAAUACAUUAAUGACAGAAAAAUCCUCAAUGAAUAUUAUUACAAAUCAGUGGUCAUAUUUUAAUAAGCAAUAGUCAUUACAUUGCCUUUUACAUUAAGAAAUUGCCGGAAGCCUAAUAACAACAACAUAGACCAACCAAGUCAGAGCAGAGACUUUCUCUUUCAACUUCUUUAUUUGUCUUCUCCACUUGCGCGCGAGCCAAGCAGAGUAAACAAUUUGAAACUGAUUAAGGUUCGUAUUUCUCAAAAAAACAAACCCGAUUAAGGUUCGUCUCCACCUUCUUUCUCGAUUUAGGGUGUUGUCGGAGAAUGGAUGCCAUAUCUAAUUAAUGUAUCAUGAUCGCCCCUUGUAGCUUCAAAUAUUAGGGUUUCGAAAUUAGAUUUUGGGGACAAUGUUUUAAUGUUGCAUCAAUUUUGGGAUUGUUUUGUUUUAUUGAUAGACUGCCAGUAACACGCACAUAGUUAUAUAUAUUAAAACUUCGUUUCUUCUAUCCAUGGGACCAACUUUGGAUCUUAUUUGUGUUUGAUUGCAUUGAUUUGGCUAUGAUAUCAUAUUUUAAAAUGAAAUUCCAACCUAUAACUAAUUGUCAGUAAUCAAUUGAUUGAUUUAUAUCAUUUAUAUAUUAGUUAAAAUCCAUUUUAACCUUCCUUUCGUUUGCGGUUCAUUUUUUCUUUUGUUUUAGCAUCUUUAGGGGUAUUGGGGUAUUUAUAAAAUCGGUUUUUAGUUUGUUUUUCGGUUUUUGACAAGAAAAUUUAAUCCAUCAGAAAAAAUCCAAUCAAGUUUGGUUCCAAUUUACGAAUCUUUUUAGAUAUAUAAAUUAUAUUUUGGAUAUUCAAAUAUGAAUUUUCAGUUCUAUCAAUUUUUCGUAUACAAGAUAAUUUGAACCAUAUAAAUAUUUGUGAACAUUGGUUCAGUUUUUGGUAAAACACCAACGCCUAGUUACAUGAAUAAGCUUGUAGCUUUGUGAAACCGAGUGUGAUUUUGCUUGAUUCCUUUCAGCUGGGUUCUGUAUGCUUGUUCAUCUCUUUUCACAGUCCAGUCUAACUUGUGCAACAAGCUAAACCAUUAUAAGAUUAUACAAGAUGGUUACCAUCUCUUUUUUUUUCUAUUAAUGUUUCUUCUGAGAGUUCAAGCACAUCCUGACAUGUCAAUGUUCCUUUGAUUGAAAAAAUGUGCAGAAUCAAUUGUUUAUAGUUCAGUCUCGAUGCCUGAAUUUAACAAAGGUGUGAUGCGUCCAAAUCUUAACGCCGUGCCUAAUCAGCAGUUGAGCAUACAGCCAGAUGCUAACAUUGACAAAGAGUGUUAUAGAUCCAAAAGAUCUAAUUAUCAUCUCGGAGUACCAGAUGAUGAUACGGAUGAGGAUGUGGUGUUCCUUGGAGAAAUAUUACCGUCAGAUAGUGGUCAUCACUGUCCAUCAAAGCGACAGAGAGUCGAAGCACAUCCUCCUCCUCAGGAUGAUGAGACACUAAGAUCUGGAGUGGAAGUUGUUGAACCGAUGGAAAGUGAUGAACAGACCAAACGCGAGGGCGAGGCUAAUACAGCUGACACAACAGUGCCUUUGGAAAAGCCUAAAAAGAGAGACGUCUCACUGGUGGAACGUUUCACAGAAGAAGAAAUAGAAAUGCAUUUAAAGAGUCUCCACGAGGGACGUGUUGAGCUCAAGAAUAUUGAAACAUGUCAACUGUGUGGCGAAAGCGAACUCUUGUUUCCAGCACCACCACUCUACUGCUCGCUUUGCAACUACCGCAUCCAAGAUGAAUCUCUAUAUUACAUCCCAGAGGAAACAAUAAGCGGUGCGCAACAUCAAAUCUGUAGUCCAUGUUACGAUCACUGUAGACGCCAAAAGUUCACGUUAUCUGGAGUCGAUAUCGUAAAGGCCAAUAUGCUUAAAUUAAAUAACGCUAACAAUCAAGACACAGAAGCUUGGGUUGCUUGCGAAUCUUGCGGGAAAUGGCAGCAUCAGAUAUGUGGUCUUUACAAUCCAGAAAAAGACACUGACAAAACCUCAGACUACAUUUGUCCCUACUGCCUGUUAGAGGAGCGUAGGAGUAACGAAAGCGUGGGAGUUCAUGACAAUACGGAUUUGGAGGCGAAAGAUUUGCCUGAAACCAUCCUAAGCCACUUUAUAGAGAGAAGGCUAACGAAGCGGCUCAAAGAAGAAAGACGCCAAACCGCAGAGGCUACUGGGAAGAGCCUUGAUGAUGUAUCACUACCAGAUGAUCUUACUCUCAGGGUCGUGUUCUCAGCUGACAAAAGCACACAUAUCAACAAAACAUUUGCGGAUUUUCUUCACGACGAACACUAUCCUAGUGAAUUCCCUUACAGAUCGAAGGUGAUUCUUCUGUUUCAGAAAAUUGAAGGAGUUGAUGUAUGCAUAUUUGCGUUGUUAGUCCAAGAGUUUGGAUCGGAAUGUAGUCAACCAAACAAACGCAGCGUAUACAUCUCUUAUCUCGACUCCGUCAAGUACUUUAGACCCGAGAGAGUAACGUUUUCAGGAGAAGCUCUUCGAACUUUCGUUUAUCAUGAAAUACUGAUUGGAUAUCUUGAGUAUUGUAAGUUUCGAGGUUUCACAACGGGUUAUAUAUGGUCGUGUCCACCUCAGAAAGGAGAAGACUUCGUUAUGUACUCUCAUCCUAAGACUCAGCAAACCCCCAGCACUAAGAAGCUUCGUGAAUGGUAUGUGUCAAUGCUGGAUAAAGCCAAGGAGCAGAGCGUGGUGACGAAUGUUACAAACUUGUAUGAUCGGUUCUUCGUUCCGACAUGCAAUAUUACAGCUGCACGGUUGCCUUACUUUGAAGGAUCUUUCUGGUCCUCUAGUGCUGAGCUUCUGAUGAGUCAAGAAACCGAGAGUGGAGUCGAGAAUGUUAAAUCACUUUCUAGAAGAGCACUAAAGGGCAACAAAAUUAAGGACUCCAAUGAUGCUAAAAAUAUUCUCCUGAUGCGAAAGCUUGGAAUACGGAUAUCAAACCAAAAGGAGGAUUUCAUCGUGGUGGACUUGCAUUAUACAUGCACACGAUGCUCGGAGACCAUAUUGUCUGGAUUGAGAUGGUUUUGCAAGAAGUGCAAGGAUCUUCAAUUGUGUCAAAGAUGUCAUGAACUAGAAGAAGAGCUUCUUGGGGAACACACACAUACUAUGAACGGGGAGGAGCACUCGCUUUCACAGGCCAUUAUGAACAUACAGUCUACAACAGAAGAUAAUGAUGUCAUCCUAGGAAACAACACGUUCGAAAGCAGACAAAUGUUCUUAAGCUUCUCUCAGAAGCAUAACUACAGAUUCGACACUCUUCGACGCGCCAAGAACUCUUCUAUGAUGAUACUUCACCAUCUUCACACUUCAAACAAGCUUCACCAGUCUCAGAUAUCCAGUGGUGCUCUCCUUCAAGUAGUGACCUGCACGUCCUGCCAAAAGGAUGUUUCGACAACGAUUUACUACACUUCUUUGUGCUGUCCAUCUUACCGAGCUUGCACUUCAUGCUAUAGCAAUAGUAAAUAUCUUCGUCUGCGUCAUCUCUUCCCCGUAACCCCUUGUAUUCACGGAAUACCGCCUAGAACUGUAGUGACUAUUGAGAUACUGGAUGCUUUGUUACAUGCACAUGCAUGCAGAUCUACGGCCGCUGGUCCGUGCUCGCACCCUAAAUGCAGUGUUGCCAAAAUAUUAUUCAAUCAUACUGAAGUGUGCGAAAAGCAGCGAGCUUGUAAAACUUGCGUCCAUUUUGCGAUGGUAAUACGUAUUCACGCAUAUCAUUGCCAAGAUCCCAAUUGCUCCAUACCACGUUGCAGGUAACUUUUACAUUGGUUUAAUUAUACUCUUCCCGUGCAAGUUGGGAUUUUUAUAUUGAUGCAAACUCUCUUUUGUGUACUUCUCAGUUGUGCGAAGGAGCAGUUCGCUAUGAGAGGUUUGAGGUAAGGCCCAUGGGACGAAUCUGUACAUCCCUUAAUGUUGUGAUGAUUGUAGAAGAAAUCGUACAGAUCAAAAAAACCUUUUUUAACAUCGAAACUAUUCAAUCUUGUCCAGUUCUAUCAUGAAUGCUCAUGGUGUUGUUGUCUUUUUAGUUAAGAGAAAACAUUGUUUCCAACAGUUUUGCUUGUUGAUCUGUUUUUUUUUUUCAUUUUUGUGUAUGGUAUAUUAUACUAUAUGUUUUGGAUAUUGUUUUAUUUUAUAAAUGCUCAAAUUGCUUACAUUAGCGUCAGGGCCGGCUUAGAUAGGGGGCAAACGGUGCGACCGCCCCGGACCCAAUUCGUUGCCUCCUAUUUCUUAAUAGAUAAAGAGCCCAAUUUAAAAAAUAUAUAUAUGUGUAUUUUUAUAAUAAGAAUGAAAAAAGGGUCCAAUUUUUUUAUUUCAUAAAUUUAUUUUUAAAAACACUUCUAGUAUUUUGAAAAAAAAUAUAUCUAUCAAAAAAAUUUUUAAAAAUAAUAGUUUGAAAAUUAAAAAAUUGUCUCAAAGCCCAUAAUACCAUUGAGCCGGUCAUGAUUAGCGUUAGCUAGAGCUAACGUCACUGAUAGCAUGUAAAAGAAGUUAUGAAAAUAGAACAUGUGGUUCUCAAGAUGUUGAAAUACUUAAUAUAAAAGUAAUAAGUCUUGUUUUACAUUCUCUUUUGAAACUAUUGCAUUGCUUUAAUUUUAACAUUCGUAUGUUCAUGAAAAUGACACUUACUUGGAAAGGUGAUAUUCCUGUUCUUUUUUUGUGUUUACACAAGAUGAUUCUUCAACGCCCAAGUGACAACGAGAUAGAUUGAAAAAUUGGGAGAGGGAAAAGGGGUUGUGUAGAAGAUAGGCAAUAAGAGCAUGUCGAAUGGUUAGAGCCCGACCUCGAAUUGUGAAAUCACAUGCUUCGUUGACGCGGCCUGAGACGUCUCCUCGAAGCGAGCUGGAAUCGCUUGGUGCAUAUACAGAGACCGAUCGCCUACGAACCUAUCAGGAAUUCAAACUGUCGAUUCAGUCUCUUCCCCACUCAUGGCCGAAGCAAUUGUGAUCCUUAACGGGAUCGAGAGGAUGAUCUAAUCGUCAAUCCACUCAACAACAAUAUUCUCGGACUGCUCAACGCUCAUCAGAGCAAUCGUCAGCAAAAGCCAGAUUACAGAGAUCUACGGUGUUCUACAGGAUAUCGAUCAUCUCUCGUCGCUUUUUAUUUUUAUCAACUUUCAGUUCAUCUUUCGUUUCCAAAAUGGAGAAGCUGAUUUUCUAGCAAAACAGACUCUUAAGGCCCAUUAUCCUUCUUCUGUUGUUUAGUUAUUGCCUUCGGGCCCAAACUCUUCCUGCUUUGCUUUAUUUUAUAAAAUCUCGUUGCUCAAAAAGAAAGUAAAUCUGAUUCAAUGAAUCAUUUAAAAACAAAAGAAAAGUUUAUAUAUUCCUCUCAGUAUCUCCCAAGUUCUUCUAGCAGAAUCAAUGAAACUUUUUUCAACACUAGGAAACAUUAUGAGGUCUUGAUGAUUCUUUCAGAUUCGAUAGCUUUUGUUGGAAUCACCAGUAGUUUCUAAAAACCUCAAAAUACUAUAAUCGAUUGGUCAUAUUGAUUAGUCAAAAUAAGUUUACAAAACGAUCUCACUUGAUUCAUCAUUCAAAAGCUAAAAGACAUAACAUCCAAUAAAACCUCCCCCCCCCCCCCCCACC
Molecule: messenger RNA, 9720 nt
Organism: Brassica rapa (field mustard)
Lineage: Eukaryota; Viridiplantae; Streptophyta; Magnoliopsida; Brassicales; Brassicaceae
Product: histone acetyltransferase HAC2
Biological process (GO): positive regulation of transcription by RNA polymerase II
Cellular component (GO): transcription regulator complex; histone acetyltransferase complex
Molecular function (GO): zinc ion binding; chromatin DNA binding; transcription coactivator activity
Source: RefSeq, a predicted model, not a curated record